Molecule: messenger RNA, 1873 nt
Organism: Scophthalmus maximus (turbot)
Lineage: Eukaryota; Metazoa; Chordata; Actinopteri; Pleuronectiformes; Scophthalmidae
Gene: gmppaa
Product: GDP-mannose pyrophosphorylase Aa
Exons: 12
Coding region: 117-1385 (422 amino acids)
Biological process (GO): biosynthetic process
Cellular component (GO): cytoplasm
Molecular function (GO): transferase activity
Source: RefSeq, a predicted model, not a curated record
CCGUCGACGUCACAAGAAGGAAGUGGAUGCGGAAGUAUUCAGGAAACAGCUGCAGGUAGUAGUUGUUCUCCGGCAGGUCUCGUCUGUCACACACACCUCACAGCUUCUAAGUCAAGAUGUUGAAGGCGGUUAUUUUAAUCGGAGGGCCUCAGAAAGGCACGAGGUUCAGGCCGCUGUCAUUUGAAGUUCCCAAACCCUUGUUCCCAGUCGCCGGCGUGCCCAUGUUACAGCACCACAUCGAAGCAUGUGCCAAGGUACCAAACAUGAAGGAGAUUCUGCUCAUCGGCUUUUAUCAGCCAAACGAAGAACUAACCAGAUUCCUUUUUAACGCACAGCAGGAGUUCAAAAUUUCCAUCAGGUAUUUGCAGGAGUAUUCGGCGCUGGGCACCGGAGGAGGAAUAUAUCACUUCAGAGAUCAGAUAGUCUCUGGCAGUCCAGAGGCUUUCUUUGUUCUGAAUGCCGAUGUCUCUUCAGCGUUUCCCCUCACAGAGAUGCUCAGCUUCCAGAAAGAACACGGAGAACCAAACAGCUUUGUUAUCCUCGGGACAACGGCAAACAGAAAACAAUCCAUGAAUUACGGCUGCAUUGUUGAAAACGAGGACACACACGAGGUCCUGCAUUAUGUGGAAAAGCCGAGCACGUUUGUGAGCGACAUCAUCAACUGCGGCGUGUACCUCUUCAACCCCGACAUCUUCCAGCACAUCGGCUCGAUCUUCCAGAAGAAUCAACAGGACAUGUUACUAGAGGAGCCAACCAACGGCUGGCACCGAGCAGAAGCCAUCAGGCUGGAGCAGGACAUUUUCACUGCCCUGGCAGGACAAGGCAAACUCUACGUGUAUAAAACCCUCAGGUUCUGGAGCCAGAUUAAAUCUGCCGGGUCUGCAAUUUAUGCCAGUCGCUUGUACCUCAACCAGUAUCACAAAACCCAUCCUGAAAGACUGGCCUCAAAUAAAGAAGGAGGGCCCAAAAUAAGUGGUAAUGUCUAUAUCCAUCCUACAGCCAACAUUGAUCCCACUGCUAUGUUGGGUCCCAAUGUGUCCAUUGGCACCGGAGUGACUAUCGGUGCUGGGGUCAGAGUUCGAGAAUCUAUCAUCCUCCAUGGCGCAAAUCUACAGGAUCACUGCUGUGUUUUGAACAGCAUUGUCGGAUGGGAUAGCACCAUUGGCAAGUGGGCCAGAGUAGAAGGAACCCCGAGCGACCCGAACCCCAACGAUCCGUUUGCAAAGAUCGACAGCGAGACGCUCUUCAGAGAUGGGAAACUCACACCCUCGAUUACUAUUCUCGGUUGUAACGUGAGCAUCCCCUCCGAGGUGAUCAUACUCAACUCCAUUGUCCUCCCGCAUAAAGACCUGAACCGUAGCUUCAAAAACCAAAUUAUUCUCUAGCUAAUCUUCCCUGCGCUUCUGUCCACUUACUGUCACCGAUGAAGGAUGCAGCCGAACGGCCACCGGCACUGCCUCUGAGUUACUGUAUAUAAGAUGUCAAAAAUGACGAUAUGGGACAUUCGUUAAAUAGUUUUGAAAGAUAGAUUUUUACAUAUUUGUCCUCGGGCCUUACGCAUCACUGGAUGUCAGCAAAAAUGACAGGGAGGCUAAUCAUGCAUGUUGAUUCACCUUGAAAAGCGCUGUGAUGCCAGAGGUUUAUAUUGUUUUUUUUAUUAAUGUUGCCGAACUGUAAAAUGACUGCAGACACUAUUUGGUUGGAUGUAAUAUAAUGUAUUCCAAAGGGCAUCAUUGGCAAACCCAAGACUUGUUACGUGAGCAUGAGAAUGGAAAUUACUAGAAAAUUCAAAAAGUCACUGGCUCCCCACUGAUUAAUUUUUGGAGGUGAUUAUUUAUGCGGAACCCCUGAUUAAAACCUUGUAGCGUCUUCA